GAUGUGAAAUCUAGUUUGAUUCGGGGUUUUAUCACUGAGCUUGUAAGCAUGGGUCAAUAUGAUGAUGCCCAUAGUCAGAUGCCAGUUCAGUUCCUUCCACACUGGAGCUUCCCAUACAACUUCACUCUGGAGAGGUUCCAAAUCUGCCAGUUCCAGAAAACAUCUUACCAUGGACCUUUGCCCAUGUGUCAUGGUGACGACAUCGACUCUUGCCCUUUAGUUCUGGCCAAGGAGUGUGCCACUGAGCAUUUAAACCUUGCUAAAAAG
Messenger RNA from Ilex paraguariensis (yerba mate), 267 nucleotides. The record is from the annotation of a GenBank genome assembly. NCBI's taxonomy places the organism in Eukaryota, Viridiplantae, Streptophyta, Magnoliopsida, Aquifoliales, Aquifoliaceae.